AGGGAGGGAGGCAGAAUGAGUGUGGAGUUGUGUCCCAUAUGUGGAAAAAAAGCAAAGCAGUGCAUGCACACACACUGGUCUGGUCUGCUCUGCUGGCAGGAUUAACAUAGUGCUUUCACAUCUAAUGGAGGACAUGCAGGCAUGAAUAGGGCUGUUGUGUUGUCCGUGCAAGCGCAUGCCCGUGAUGGACUACAGCCCAACGGACACUAACCGUCGCUGGCAUUCACAAAACAGCAUUCCUCUUUACUAAGACCAGCUCCACAGAAUGCUGAGUCCUAUUGUCCCCUAUAGCCUAUUAAAGAUGCACUGGAACCCAGAGCAUGCCCAGUCCCUCAGCCAGUGGCCUGAGCAGCACCUGGAUGUCUCCUCCACCACCUCCUCUCCGGCACACAAGUCAGAAAUCUAUCCCGGUCGCGGCCGCAACUCCUACAACUACUCUUGGGCCAACGAUGACAUCUCUGCCCUCACGGCUUCCAAUCUGCUGAAGCGCUAUGCAGAGAAGUACUCCGGUGGGCUGGACUCACCGUAUGACCGGCCACCUAAUGUGGGCUCCUACCCAGAGCCAGGGGGCUUUGGUGGCCUCAAUGCCCAGAAGACUGAAUUGGAGCCCUGGCCUCUGACACACAGCACUGAUGCCUCCUAUUCCCUAGUGCCCCCUGGAGGCCAUGACAGCCUAUCUGCUUCCAAGGCUGUCGCCACGACUGCAGGCCCUCCAGGGAUUAGUAGUGUGUCGGUGGUAAACAGUAACCUCUCAGACUCUGGUUAUAGCGGCAGCAGCUCAUGCAGUGGCUCUAGCGAGUAUCCCUCCAACUACAACAGCACGUAUCUUGCCUCAGGAUACUGUCCUCAACCUGGUGCAGCACUUCCACCUGCCUCACUCCACACUAUUCAAUCCACCCCUACACUGGUACCCAGCUAUAGCCCAACUGCACCUGUCUAUAGCUACCCCCCCAGCACAUACCCUCCUCAGUCCAGUCUAGCCCCCAAUUAUAGCCACCCCUCUGCAACAUACUUGCCAUCCGGUUUGCCUGCACCAACUCCCAUUCCAGUCAGGCAAGCAGGGGUUGGAGGAAGCUAUAGUUACCAGAGCAACACAACUGAGUCUGGAGGGUCACUGAAAAGAAAAGCAUUUGAGAUGAGUGUAGAGGAUGAAGGCGGGGACAGUGCACGUUACAGGAAAUAUAACUAUGACCCAUUAAAGGCAGGCGGGAACUCGCCAUACAGUGUGAAUGACAAAACAGAGUGCCGAGGAAACGGCUUCAGCAGUUCAUCAGGCAGCACAGAUUCACAAAAUUUUGAGCCCAAUAAGCCUUCCUCUCAGCCCCUGGUGUCUCCUCAGUAUGGACCAGCUGGGGAGUACAGCCCUCCAGCUGGCAUGACAGGAGAGAACGGAGUGGCGGAGCAGGCCUUCACCCAACAGCAACACCGCUCUCAGGCCCACAAACACUCUUCGUUGUGCGGUCCAACUGUUGAAACUCUGAAGAGUCCGGAACCCAGCGUGUUGGACCUAAUUAAUGGGGAGAUUUUGGACUGCAGCCCAGCCCUAAGCUGGGGAGAGUUGGCCGGGCUCACCCACAUCAAAGCUGCCCUGGAAGAGGACCUGCUGUGGCCUGUGUUGAGACCGAGUCCGCUGAUGCACCCACCAAGAACCAUCCUGCUGUUUGGCCCCCAGGGAGGGGGAAAGACCACACUGGCCCGUUCUUUGGCUUCACAGAUUGGAGCCUCCCUCUACAAGCUGAGUGGAGCCAUGCUGGCCUCUAAAGGGAAGGCAGAGGCGGAACACAUCCUGAGGUCUGUGUUGCAGGUGGCGGGGGCACGGCAGCCAUCAGUGGUACUCCUUAGCCAACUUGAAGUCAUGGAGGAAGAGGAGGGGCUGAGACAGACACUGCGCACCUUCUUAGAAAAAGCCCGGUCGGCUACUGGUUUGGUGAUUGUCGUGUGUUCCACCGGCAGGCCUGAUCUGCUGCAAGAUGCGGUCCAUCGCAGCUUCGCUAAGCGCUACCACGUUGGCCUGCCAGAUGCAGGAAUGCGCAGGCAGGUGCUGCUACAGGCACUCUCGCUUCAGAGCAACAUCCUGACCGAGAGGGAGUUGAGCGUUGUACUGCAGCGCGCUGAAGGCUACACUGUUCGGGAACUACUGCAGCUCAGCCAGCAGGCACUCUCUUUGGCAUCAACCACCACUGGGGCCAUGCCCGGCAUCGCUGCCACAUCCAAACCCCCAGCCUUCACAGACUUUGAGAAUGCCUUCUGCAAAGUGCGCCCGCACAGCACCACAAAAGAACUGGACACUUGUAUAGAGUGGAGCAAGAUGUAUAGCCACUGAAGAGGCAGCCAGGCACUGUACUUGGACUUCUUAUGUGCUUUGUUUGACGCAGCAAGCCCUUGUUUUCCUGUCAUAAACCAUGCAGCCAAAAAAGCCGACCAAGCUUACAGAUACAUGAGAUUCAACAUUUGUUUGUUUUACCGACAUUAGCAUGCCGAGUGUGUUGUUUUUGUUCACAAUGUUUUGGUCUUCCCAAAGAUAAGAAACUAACCUUGAUGAGUAGUGUAGCGCAACUGUGGUUUGGCCAAUGGAAGAAUCAGAUCAAUUUGGAUCCUCUCCUGUUUAGCCUUGGUCCAGGACAAAAUCAAUAGUUUUUUGCUAGGUGGUGUGGGCCAAGAUAACGGAUAAUCAGGGUUUGGAAAAUUCCCCAUUUUUCUGCUACUCUCAGGAUCCUAUUUAUUUCCAGUUCACUUGCAUGCAUGCUACCGCUAAACGUUCCAUCUUUGCUUUGGUAUCGGCAAACCAGUUUUCUUUGACCAAAAACAUGACAAACCAAAUCAGCUGUUGUGCUGUUCUAUUGUUCUAAUCAGACUGGAGCUCCAAGACACAAUGCUACAGUAGCUGCUCGCCAAAUACUAAAUAGUUACUCCAUGCUACCCUGAAAAUUGAUUUCAUUGGUUUAAUUUCCUCAUGCCCGGCGACACUCGAUGUUUGAUUGAAGCGAGUACUUCAUGGGUCUCUUCACUCUUCAAACCGUCACAAUAUUUGCUUUAUCUUGUACUGCUGUCCUUGACGUCCACAUUCAGUACAAUAAAUGGCGCUCACAUUCCUCA
Nerophis ophidion (straightnose pipefish) is the source of this 3096-nucleotide messenger RNA. RefSeq names its product fidgetin like 2 (gene fignl2). NCBI's taxonomy places the organism in Eukaryota, Metazoa, Chordata, Actinopteri, Syngnathiformes, Syngnathidae. The transcript is spliced from 3 exons. Bases 266 to 2323 code for a protein of 685 amino acids. Gene Ontology annotation, molecular function: ATP hydrolysis activity; ATP binding; microtubule severing ATPase activity. The record is from RefSeq and is a predicted model, not a curated record.